Diorhabda sublineata is the source of this 4517-nucleotide messenger RNA. RefSeq names its product regulation of nuclear pre-mRNA domain-containing protein 2. NCBI's taxonomy places the organism in Eukaryota, Metazoa, Arthropoda, Insecta, Coleoptera, Chrysomelidae. The record is from RefSeq and is a predicted model, not a curated record. Gene Ontology annotation, molecular function: RNA polymerase II complex binding. The transcript has 14 exons. Bases 363 to 3125 code for a protein of 920 amino acids. Gene Ontology annotation, biological process: mRNA 3'-end processing. Gene Ontology annotation, cellular component: RNA polymerase II, holoenzyme.
AGCUGCAAAAAUUUUGAUAAAUGGAUGCAUUUGUAUUUUGACAGCAAAACUAAUUUUGUAAAAUUGAUUGCUAUUAUAAAGAAAUACAAAUAUUAUUCAAACUACUUUUGAGUGAAUACAUGCUGAUAUAAACAGUUUUUUAUAAGUAAAUUCUCAAAAUUGUUCUGACAGAAGCACUGUAAACAGAAAAGUCGGCGUCCAUACCAAUUUGGUGUAACGUGUAGUUUUUGAGGAUACAUUAGUUGAUAUGAUCUUUAGAUUAAUAAAACUAUACCAUACAAAUAGCAUUAUGGUAUUAUAACUAGUAAAACAUUUGUAGAAUGUUUGAGAAACAUUGAACUUUCGAGAUAAAUGUAUUUCUAAUGGGGACUCAAACAUUAUUAGAAGGCGAAUUUAACGUCUUACAGUUUGAAAAGCAACUGACCACUUUGAAGGAUUCUCAAGAGGCUAUUAAUAAUUGUUGUCAGUGGUGUUUACAAAACAGAGUUCAUCACAAAAAAAUUGUCAAUGCUUGGCUAAACGUUUUAAAACGAGUUAAAGUUGAACAAAGACUUAUUCUGUUUUAUUUAGCCAACGAUGUUGUUCAAUAUUCCAAAAGACGAAAUUUGGAAUUCGUCGAGAGCUGGGGCAUCGCUUUACAAAAAGCAACAACAAUGGUUAGGGAUGAAAAGGUUAAACACAAAAUACUUAGGAUAUUUAAAAUCUGGGAACAAAGAUGUGUUUAUAAUGAAGAGUUCAUAUCAGAUUUGUGUGGAUUACUUAGUGUUUUACCUAGUGCUCCUAAAAAUGACGAGCCACAUGAAUUUCAGCCAAACUAUGUGAUAAAUAAAAUUAAGAACUGUGCUAAACUGGAGAAAGAUACAGACACAAAAUUGAAGCUACUUAAAGAACAUAAUCCCAAGAUUCAAUUAGACGACGGGCUUAUAACAUCGUUGAAAGAUCGUGCUCACAUGGAUGAUGUAGAGAAAGAAAUAGAAGUGUAUAUUACACAUAUGGAAGAAUAUAUGAAUGCGUUGAAAUUGGAAAUAAAAAAUAGGAUAACACUAAUUAGUGUAUUGAAGCAAGCGGAGUCACAACUAGAGGCCGACAGAAAAGAUGUCAAAGUAGUAGCAAAUGCAUAUAAAAUGUUUGGUACCAGAGUCAAAACCUUCCAGAGGAAAUUGGAAGAACAUAAAGAAACAUUAACUAGUCCUAUACCUUCUCCAGAUGUAAAUGCCCCAUCUCCUAGUCCAGAUUCUGAUUUAGAUUUGCCUGAGGAAACAACAGAAGAAAUAAUAUCGAAUGUGAAAGAAGUUAUUCCUGCAUUGUAUAAUCCAAAGGCGGAAUUACAAUUUAAUGCUGGAUAUUACACUCCAGUUCCAACGACUACUGCCAAUACCAGUGCUGAUGCGUCCAGCAGUUUUUUGAGUACCAACGGCUUUUCAAGUUUUAUAGGAUCAGAAACUUUCAACUUAGAAAAUUUCAGCAGUAGUCUUUUUAGUAAUGUCAGCAACUUUAAUAGUACAAACGAUUCUAGUUUGGAAAACGAGUUUACGUCUCCUGUAACGAAGGCAACACAAAUUAUUCCCGUGCAAGUCGAAACACCAUCGACUCAACAGUCUUUCAAUUACGAUACUAGCCAUAUACCUUUAUUGCCACCUCCGAUGCCACCUUUUUCAAAAUCUGAAGUUUCUUUCGGUAAUUCAGGCAGCUACGGUACAACCACGACAGACUCGAACUCAUAUGGUAAUACAUAUACGACUCCCUCAUAUGACACAACAAACGUUGUUAAUUACACGACUGAAGAAAAUUUUGGUGAAGAUAUAUUCGAACCACCCAUCGGCGCUAACCCCUACCCUCCCAGUGAAGAAUACAAUCCCGAAGAUGAAGUUUCUACGUGGGAACCAGAUCCUAGUUGGAAUGGCAUACCGGCAGUUCCAGAUACAGAUACACCAGAAAGUCCCCCGAUGUUCGAAAAAGAAGGUUACAAUAAUCCUAUCGAGUAUCAUGAUGCUAUAAUACCACGUGGCGUGCUAGAUGUAGAUCAUAGAGUUCUUCCUGGAAUAACUAACGAACUGGAAGAUUCUAUGGGUAGUCUUGGAACUAAAGAUGUGGAUCAUCGAAAUCUUAUAAGUCUGACGGGAUCACCUGGUCAAUCGAAUUCCCAAACUUCUCUACCAGAUGAUGUGUGGAAUCAAACAGACCAGGAUUAUAGGAUACCCCCACCGAUGGUUCAAUCUCAUAGAAAUAGGGAUCAAGAUUAUAGGUUAGGUUUCAAUUUGGAUCAAUUAAAACUUCCACCGCCGCCUCCGCCACCUACGAAAUUUCAAGAUCAUCACGAACCGCCGUCUCUUUUACCCGUAGAAAAAUCGAUUUCGCCGCCGCAAGUUUCCUCACCGGAGAAUGUCGAUAUGGAUAUGAGCGACGACGAAGGCAGGCACAAACACGACAACUUGAAGGUGAUCAUUGACGGUACAAAAAGUGACGAUCAGUCGUUCUUGUUGGAACCGCCUCCACCUUUACCGGAGCUACUCGAUGACGUUGAUACUAAUAAUUUCCUCGAUGAUCUCAAUACCGAUGUAAGCGGCGAUUUUGGAAACAUGGAAAAUUUAGAAGAAUCUCUAAAUACGUCUAUGCUUUUACCGCCUCCUCCCAUGAUGAAUUUCAAUGAAUUGGUAGGUCCUCCAUUAAUGCCGCCACCAAUGAAUUCGUCGUUACCUCCGCCACCGCCUUUACAACCGCCUCCUAUGAUGAUGGGUCAAUCGGGACUUGUACCGCAUCCGAAUCCGUGGAUGCGCGACGAGGAAUUAGAUCUUAUGUCCGUAAAUAGUCAAGGAAAUACCGAUGAGAAUAAUUGGUCAGACGAAACGUUUCCGUCAGAUAUGGAUCCUCAACAGCUUCAUUGGAUGGGUCAUCCUAUGAUACAUCCUGGAGGUAGUCCCGGAUUUCGAGGUAGAGGAAAUAGAGGAUUCUUCAUUAAAAGAGGACGAGGUCGAGGCGGCCAAGGACAGAAUUUUCACCAAGAAAAUUUCAGAGGUAACUUCAGAGGACAUUGGGGUAAUCGAGGAGGGAAUAACAGGGGUAACAGAGGAUUUUUUCCAAGAGGAGGUAACAAUUUCCGAGGAAACUUCAGGGGUGGGUUUUGAUAUAAGUAGUUUAUUUUAUAGCAUAGUCGAACUGUUGAGUUUUGUGUUUUUUUUACUAUAAGGAUUUAUUAUUAUUUAAAUAUUUCUGACGGUAAGAACAAAUACAGGAAUCAUAAAAAAUAUACUUGUUGUUUGUACUAAGUUCUCAAUUUUUUAUGUUCAAACUUUUCGUCUAGAUUUUCCGCAGUUCUUUAUACCUCCUAUCCCUUCUAUUCUUUUGCUUGUUUAUAAUUCAUUUAGAUCAGAUUGCAUUCUGACAAUAAUUUUUUUUUAUAUAUUCGGUUAUUAAUUUUUUGAAUUAAGAUUUUGUUUACAUCUAUCUAUCUUUGUGGAAGAAGUUUUUGGAUUUGAAUAAAUCACAUUAAAAGUUUACUCUCAUAUGGUGGUUGUAUUACUCUAUAAUAAUUAAACCAAGGUUGUUUGCUGAUUCAGAUUUUUCAGAUCAAAUCCGUGGAUACUGAUAGUCCAUGUUGGUACUGAUAUUCCAAUAGUCUUAGUUUGUACUACAUGUUUUGUUAUACAAUAUUUUUAAUUACUGUUUACGAUUUUCAGCUUCAUACUCUAUUUGUUCAAUUUAUGGAAAAUACCAUGAGCGAAGGCAAUCUUUAUAAACAUUCAUGGGGUUAAAUUUAUGGAAAGUUGAGUUUCUUACAUAUGUAGUACAUAUUUUAUCUAUCAAUGUACAUUUAUAUAGAAUAAUCGGUCAUUUAAUGUAGACAAUUUUCAUUUAUUCCAUUUUUAAAAAGUACCAUGAAUGAAGGCAAAGAGGUAUACCUUGACGAUCUUUCUAACUUUUCUGGGGGUAAAAUCACAAAAAUUUGAGUUACCUGUACAUGUCGUACUUAUUUCAUCUGUCAAUGUACAUUUCUUCAGAAUGUUCCAUUAUUUGGUGUAUACCUUAAAGAAAACCUGGUAAGUUAAUUCGUAUCAGUAUGUUCCUAUGGCUUCGUUCCCAUAUGUUCUUGGCCCCCCAUGGCCACAUAACGUUGUUGGAUGAAAUUAAUCAUUCAAAACUAGAUUCUUAAUUUGUUUUUUACGAAUUUCACCAUCGUCAUUCUAUUUUUUAUCGUCUGAAAUAUGAAAAUAUUGAUACACAGAAUCAGAUUUUUUUUGUUUUUUUUUUCAAAAUGAAAACGUGUGUGUAUAUAUAGAUAUAUAUAUAAAUUUAUUAUAUGUUUACAUUGUUCGUUUUUUUUCUAUCCUGUUUGAUGUAAAUAUUUCAAUUUUGUUUCUUAAAAGAGUGGAUGUUGUUUUGUCGUGUAACAUGAUUUUUUUCCUUAAAAAAAUAUUGCCUAAGUUUUCAAUCACUAUUUUAAGAAAUAAAAGCAAUUCACUAGAGGUACAAUUCGAAAGUAAAAUGUACAAAGAUUUAUUUAUAAAAUAAAUGAUAAU